AUGGGACUCACCGGCUGGGAGAUCACCAUGGUGGUCCAGAUCGUCCUCACCGGACUGAUCCUCAUCCCGGCCACCUGGUUCUUCGCCCGCCUCCUCCGCAAGCCGGGCGCCAAGCAUGACCAUACUCGCCGAUGGGUGGACUUUACCAAAGUUUCCUUUGGAUUUUGGAUCGCAUCUUACGUCGUCGGCAUCAUAGCCUACAUCCUCAACGUUAUUGCAAACGUCCGCCGGCAAUGGGGAUACCCUCGAGAAUACGAAGCCAUGAGCUACAUGUAUCCCUUCAGCACACUCUUCUAUGUGAUGGCUCAAGUCGCCCUCUUCCUCGCCCUGUUCAACCUCUGCCAUGCCCUGACCCAGCUCCGCACCGGCGCCGUGACGGACGAGUCAAAGGCCCAUCGGGGCGGCCGAAAAGCCGCCCUCGGCGUGUCCGUCCUCAUCACUCUCCUGGGCGUCGUCAUCUUCGGCCUCUACAUGGCUUACAACGUCAUGCUGAACAGCAGGAGGUUCGACGGCAGGUUUACCUAUGAGGACUUUAUGAAGAUUAACAAGAUGAUGCAAGCCGCGGCCUAUAUCAACAUGGCCAACACCGGCAUCUUGGUCAUCGCCGCCUUCUGCAUCAUCGUCUACGCCAGCAAGGCCCGGAAGGAAGCUAAGGACAGCCCCGUGAGCAAGGCUGCUUCUAUCCUGCGCAUCUGCUCAAUCUUCUGGCUCACGACUAGACUCUGGGCCUUGGUGGAGGUUAUUGUAUGGUACUUUGGGGCUUUCGGCGACGCUACCAUGUACACCGGCAUCUUCGACUUUGUCCUCUCCGUCUUGCCCACGUUCCUUAUCCUGGCGAUGCUCUACAACUUGGCUUCCAAGGAAGCGUACGGCUUGUCGAGGAUUCACUACCGGGACACCGAGGUGGUCGCGUAA
Messenger RNA from Colletotrichum truncatum, 915 nucleotides. The record is from RefSeq and is a predicted model, not a curated record. NCBI's taxonomy places the organism in Eukaryota, Fungi, Ascomycota, Sordariomycetes, Glomerellales, Glomerellaceae.